CCAGACCCAGCUCCGAGGCACAAUACGCGGGGAAUGCAGCGGUAACAUCCCGCAAGUUUUUUGGAUCUCUAACGCGCAGCGAGAAAGUCCGAAUUCAAAGAUUUAGAUCUCUGUGGGCUACCUGCAUGACUGUUACCAUGACAGCAUCUGGAGCCCAACUCCUCCUGUUGGCCUUGUGUGUUUACAGAGGCUCGGCCCUUCAGCAGUCUGCUCCGCGGGUUCGCCUCUCCUUCAAAGAACUGAUGGACACAAAAGCUGCUCGGCCCUUCAGCUUCUCCUUCAACACCAGCGAUUAUCGCAUCCUGCUGAUGGAUCAGGAUCAGGGCCGUCUGUACCUGGGCAGCAGGGAGUACCUGGUGGCUCUGGACAUGCAGAAUGUCAACAAGGAGCCUCUUAUAAUCCACUGGCCGGCGUCUGCGAAGAGAAAGGGGGAAUGUCAGAUGACGGGAAAGGGAAGACAGGGUGAAUGUGCCAACUUUGUGCGCCUCAUAGAGCCGUGGAACCGCACCCACCUCUACACCUGUGGGACGGGGGCGUACCAGCCGAUCUGCACAUUCAUCAACCGAGGCUGGAGGGCAGAGGACUACCUGUUUAGGCUGGUCCCUGGGUAUAUGGAUUCAGGGAAGGGGAAAUGUUCUUACGAUCCCAAACAGGAGAGCGUUGCAGUUCUACUCGAUGGUAAUCUAUACGCAGGUGUCCAUAUUGACUUCAUGAGUACAGAUGCUGCUCUGUUUAGGACCAUGGGAGGCAGAACAGCCAUCAGGACAGAGCAGUAUGACUCCAGGUGGCUCAACGAGCCGGUGUUUGUUCAGAUCCAGCAGAUCCCUGACAGUGCAGAAAGGAACGACGAUAAACUUUACUUUUUCUUCCGUGAGAAGACCCUGGACUCGAGCGGCGGGGCGAGCCCCAGUGUCUUAGCCCGGGUGGGGAGAGUGUGUCUGAAUGAUGAAGGAGGGCAGAAGUCCCUGGUGAACCGCUGGACGACGUUCCUGAAGGCUCGUCUUAUCUGCUCUGUGAUUGGAGAAGACGGAGUGGAGACACGAUUUGAUGAACUACGGGAUGUGUUUAUCCAGCCAACACAGGAUGAACGAAAUCCGACGGUGUAUGCUCUCUUCACUACAGCUGGCUCUGUGUUCAAGGGCUCAGCCGUGUGUGUGUACUCGAUGGCUGAUAUCCGUAAUGUCUUCAAUGGACCGUUUGCCCACAAACAUGGUCAUAAUUAUCAGUGGACAGAGUACACUGGCAAGAUUCCCUACCCUCGGCCUGGAACUUGUCCAGGAGGAACCUUCACCCCUGGCAUCCGCUCCUCCAAGAACUUUUCAGACGAGGCCGUGAAUUUCAUCAGAGCCCAUCCACUCAUGUACCAUCCAGUUUAUCCCAUCCACCGCCGCCCCCUGGUGGUGAGAACCGGCGUGGACUACCGCUUCACAGCAAUGGUGGUGGACCAGGUGGAUGCUGUGGACGCACGCUAUGAGGUGUUAUUCCUGGGGACAGAUCGGGGAACGGUUCAGAAAGUUAUCGUUCUGCCAAAAGACCCCACAAGCAUGGAGGAGCUGACACUGGAGGAAGUGGAGGUUUUCCGGAGCAGAGCUCCGGUCAAAACCAUGAAGAUCUCCUCUAAAAGACAACAGCUGUACGUGUCAUCAGAUGCGGGGCUGACCCAGGUGUCGCUGCACCGCUGUGGUGUGUACGGCAGAGCCUGCUCCGACUGCUGCCUGGCCCGAGACCCCUACUGUGCCUGGGACGGAGAGAGCUGCUCCGCCUUCACCCCGUCCACCAAGAGGAGGAGCAGGAGACAGGAUGUGAAACACGGUGACCCACUGAGGCAGUGCAGAGGCUUUAACGCAAAAGUGGAAAAACGUCUGAGAGAAACGGUGCAAUUUGGGGUGGAGGGCAGCAGCACCUUCUUGGAGUGUCAGCCUCGCUCUCCUCAGGCCACCGUCAAGUGGCUCUUCCAGAGAGACGGGAAGAGGAAAGUGCUUAACCGUCUGGGAGGUCUUCUCAAAACCAACCAUGGCAUCCUCCUGAAGUCUCUCAACCAAUCAGACGCAGGGCUCUACCACUGCCUUGCCACCGAGAACAACUUCAAACACACGGUGGCCCGUGUGGCGCUGCGCAUCCUGGACCGAGACAUCGUCUUAGCUCUCACCGCUCAAGACGAGGACGAAGAGCCCAAACUACGUCACGUGGGACCUUACUCACAGUCACCCCUCAGCUCCACGCCCUUCCCACCUGAGAUCAGACUGAUUAACCAGUACUGCCAGUCCUACUGGGAACAGCUUAACCCCAAACAGCAGCAGCAGCGUAAACGCACAAGCCGCAGACACACAGAGAGCCAGGACCAAGGCCUCGGCUAGAGGACGGAACUCACCGUGUCCAGCACUGGCCUGUCUGGACUUUUAGUGGACUUUUAUGUUUAACAGCAUGUUUGUGCAGCACUUCUGUUCAUUAGGCAGGUGAUGCUGUCAUGCUGUUGUUUUAGUACCAUGCAGGUGGUUUUGCAAGUUUCUGCCUAUAAAACACAAGUUGUGAAUAUUUUAGAUUAUAAAAAACACGGUAUGUUUUUAAAGUGAUGGUCAAUCUUUAAGACACCUGCUCAUGUACAAAGUUAAAAUCAAGCUGACUUUGAGACUGGAUACUUGCACCAAUCGUAGGGAUUAUUAUAAAACCUUAUCUGAUGUUAUGUUCAGGAACGCAUGGGCAAUCGUAAUAUCUCUCACUUGCAGCAGAAUUGGUGCCUUUAGUGCAAAAAAAACAAAGGAUAAAAAUCAUUAUGAAUGGCACUCUUGUCUGAAAAAUAUGCAUGACAGCAAAGAUUUCAGCUGCUGAUUUUAUGACAUACCAUGAGGUGUUUUAAACUGGAUGUGAAACAGACUGACAGAAAUUCUAACAUCUCACGUUAGCUAUAAAAGCAAACAAGACGGGCCUGAAACUUCUGCUGGGGUAGACACCAGAAGAGGUGAUAAACAGGAUGUAGACCAAAAGAGAGUUUGUUUACAAUUUCCCCAGCAAGGUUUCACAGUGAGUGUUGUGUUUGCCAUUUAAAAAGAGGAAGGGUAAGACAGUUUGGUGGAGAAUAUCACGCACACACGUACAGGAAAUGUAUCUCUUUAUCCAAGGAGCUGCCUAAAUAGACACAAACUAAAAGGUUCUCACGCUUGCUUUAAAUGUUACAUUUCCCACAGUCCUUGAAUGCACCAAUAAGGGCUUUCUAAUGACUACAGGGUUACCAUCUCGUAAGCACAAUGUUACUGUGUUGAUAAUAAAAAACAACUGCUCUUUGUACUGGAUCUCAUAUUUUAUGUUACAUCUUUAAACAGACUGUGAUGUUCAGUCAUACAGUGUAGUUGAUAGGCUCGACGUGCAAAACCACAGGUGUUGUACUUUAAAGUAUCUUGAAACAGAAAUGUAAUAUAUUGAUUGUGAAUAUAAUAUAUAUGGUCAUUGGAUUACUCUUGUAUUGUAUGAAGAUAUGAUAUAAAUGCAUAUGUUGCAUGCAUUUCUGUCGUUGUUUGUGGCAAGUUGUACAUUUUACUGUUUUGGACUGUGGUGUGUUAUGAUGUUUGUAAGGUGUAAUGUGUUCUGCUAAGCUAAUUCCAGUGGAUGUUGUCAUAUAAUGACUCCCAUACUGCCCUGUGCUCUAGUGACCUCCUGUAUGUGAGUGUUAAAGAUUUGUAUAGCGUACAGUGUUCUUCCAGUUAUGCACUUUGUUGGUGUUGGGAUUUGAGGGAAAUGGGGUCUUUGCACAGAUGUAUGAGAAAAUGAUACCAGAACAUAAUGUUUUUUUUAUGUACAGUAUGUUAUAAAAAUGGGAAUGAAUAUGGAUCCGAUUUAGUAUUGAUUGUUGGUGUUCUGUCAUAAGCUGUAUUUACAGGAUUUUUAAAAAAUGGCUCUUUUUAAGGAAGCACAAGAGACAAGUUAUUUCCAGUCAGAGCCUCUGUUCACCUUCAUUGCGAGUAACACAGUGCUGUUAUAAUAAUGAAUCCUACACUGGAAAUGUUCAAAACAGUAUAUAAACAUUUCAGAAUUCUCUUAAA
This is a messenger RNA of Notolabrus celidotus (New Zealand spotty), 4037 nucleotides long. RefSeq names its product semaphorin-3F-like. The transcript is spliced from 18 exons. The record is from RefSeq and is a predicted model, not a curated record. Bases 126 to 2357 code for a protein of 743 amino acids. Gene Ontology annotation, biological process: negative chemotaxis; negative regulation of axon extension involved in axon guidance; semaphorin-plexin signaling pathway. Gene Ontology annotation, molecular function: chemorepellent activity; semaphorin receptor binding. Lineage: Eukaryota; Metazoa; Chordata; Actinopteri; Labriformes; Labridae.